GAUUGAUGACGUCACGAGAAAUAAUCAAGAUGGCGGAGACCGAGCUGAAUGUCGAUAGCUUGAUAUCGCGCCUUUUGGAAGUUCGAGGAUGCAGACCAGGAAAGACUGUUCAGAUGACAGAGGCGGAAGUGAGAGGAUUGUGCUUGAAGUCACGAGAGAUCUUCCUCAGUCAGCCUAUCUUACUAGAGCUGGAGGCACCAUUGAAAAUAUGUGGUGAUAUCCACGGACAGUACACAGACCUACUACGAUUGUUUGAGUAUGGAGGCUUCCCACCAGAAUCCAACUAUCUGUUUCUAGGCGAUUAUGUAGACAGAGGAAAACAGUCCUUGGAAACGAUUUGCUUACUUCUUGCUUACAAAAUUAAAUACCCAGAGAAUUUCUUCCUUUUACGUGGAAACCAUGAAUGUGCAAGUAUCAACAGAAUAUAUGGAUUUUAUGAUGAAUGUAAAAGAAGAUUUAAUGUGAAGCUGUGGAAGACAUUUACUGAUUGUUUCAACUGUUUACCGAUAGCAGCCAUUAUUGAUGAAAAGAUCUUCUGUUGUCAUGGUGGGCUAUCACCAGAUCUCCAGUCUAUGGAACAGAUCCGGAGAAUCAUGCGUCCAACUGAUGUUCCUGACACAGGUCUGCUCUGUGACCUGUUAUGGUCAGACCCCGACAAAGACGUCCAGGGCUGGGGAGAGAAUGAUCGUGGUGUGUCCUUUACGUUCGGAGCUGAUGUUGUUAGCAAGUUCCUUAACCGCCAUGACCUGGAUUUGAUCUGUCGUGCACAUCAAGUUGUGGAAGAUGGGUAUGAGUUUUUUGCCAAAAGACAGUUGGUGACCCUAUUUUCAGCACCAAACUACUGUGGAGAGUUUGACAAUGCAGGAGGCAUGAUGUCUGUGGACGAGACAUUGAUGUGCUCCUUCCAGAUUUUAAAGCCAUCCGAAAAGAAAGCCAAGUACCAGUAUGGAGGUUUGAACUCUGGUCGCCCGGUGACUCCCCCUAGAGGGCCACAGCCACCAAAGAAGAAAUGAUCGUAGACGAAGAAAGGGUGGGGCACCUGCUGAUUAAAGCUGUCUCGCUUUAAGAUGUAACCUUUUGUUGUGAACAAGAUCAAACAUUGACAUUAUCAACAUCUGCCUUAGCCAGCAGAUCCUGUGUGGAGGUUUCAUCUUAAAGGGUGAUCAGCUCUACUUGACCACUGGUAUCAUUGUGUAUGAUAGACUAACUGCCAGGUAGACAACAUCCAGUACUGGAGUAGCCUCUGUGUAAACAUUAUACAUUGUACAUAGCUUAAGUUUUAUGGAGCAUCUCAAGUGGUUUUGUCAGCUCUUAUUUUUAUGAUGUGAAUACAAACAAAAAAGUUAAAAAAGGACAGAACGAAUUUACCACCCUGUAAAUGCAAUGAGAUAUCUGUGAUUAAACAGUGUAUAUAAUGUACAGCGGAGUGCUCCACAGAUCCCCUGUAUAGCAUUUUUUUUUACCCCCUUUGAUGCGCUAUUUUGAUGCACUGUUAGAUUAAAAGAACAAAGUGUUUAUAUAGAUAGUAUGCACUAGAGAGGGUGAAGAUAUAUCUAUGCAGUGUAUGAGAAUGCGUGUGAGUGGAUGAGUAAGUGAGUGCGAGAGAGAAAGUGUGUGUAUGUGCACGCUAGUUUCAAUAUUGAGCAGGUCUGAUACACUGACAAUAAGCAUUAGACACUUUUGGCUUAGUUCUAAGGCUAGUAACUGGUGUUGAAUCCCGAGGUGAUGUACACCACACUGUGGAAUCUUGUGUAAUGUAUUUACAGACCAUUAACAUAUCGCCAUAAUGUAGUUCUUUUCAUGCAAAUUAGUAAUCUUGUAAUACAAAUGUAAUAUGGUCAUCUUCACUGUGCAGACAUAUUAGGGUUGAGAAAUUGAUUGUCUAGUAUACCCGUUAUGUUACUCUUAUACCAUGUAUUCCAAGCCAUAGCUUUUAUGUACCUUGUUAUAGCCAAAGAUUUAAUAUAUAACCCUCUUUUUUUUGCAAUACCUGCUACUACAAGGUUUAAGAAACUAUUAUCGAUGUAAGAUGCUACAAGACAAACACUACAUAGGUUCCAAGGAACUCUGUUCACAAAGUUAUCAUUAAAAUCUACAAGUUUUCUGCUGUAUUUUGAAAAGGUUCUGUUUGACAUUAUUUUAUGGUUUUAUGUGAUACAGUAUGUUAUCGAGGACUGUUGUAGAUUAUAAUAGGUAUUAUAUUUUACUUAAAUGGUGUGGAAUUAUCAAUGUGAGGCGUCUAAAGUCCUAAAAAACCCUGGGCACACCCCACCAAGACCAGUCGACAAGUGUCCCACUAUCACUGGCCUGUAGUUAUGAACGGAAUCUCAAUCAGUCUGUUGAAGCUUCUGAUUUACUGUUUGUUGACAUUGUUGUGGACUUUUAGAAAUUUGACCUAGGUAUAGCAGGGAACUGUGAACAUUCAUCCAAACUGUGCAUUGUUAUAAUGUCAUGACGUGUAGUUACUUUUGAAGACACAAAAGGUUCCAAAAUAACUAAUAACUUUGAGGAAAAUAGAACUCUUCUUUAGUUGCUGUGGUGUUAGGUAAGUCCUCUAUUGGUGCAGUUGUGGACUUAUGAUUUUCACCGUGUUUAUCUGUCCAGUGCUCCUAGGUCAUUAAUUCUGAUUUUCACCUUGUUCAUCUGUCCAGUGCUCCUAGGUCAUUAAUUCUGAACACUUUUGUCUUAAUUUUUGUGAAAACUCACUGAUGUAAUGUCUUAUUAGUUUGAUGCAUAUUCCUUCUGUGUUAGUUCCCAAUAUGUCAAGGUCAUAGUAAGGGACCUAAUGCUGAGUCGUCUCAUGCUUGCCGUAUAACAUUGUGAAUAAACAAAGUAUUGGUUUAUGAAAUGUAAUAGUUGGAGAUUUAACCAUACUGAAAGCCAUAGUCCUAAAACAAGGUCAGGGUUAGGGGUCAAAUUUUGAGUCAUCCUUAACUUGAGCACAGACUUUUAAAUGUUUGAACAGUUUUCUUUAUUAAUCAGCCCUGACAGGUGUCUCAGUGUGUUGUGGUGGGGGACAUGUUUUACUUUGCAACAUUUUAAUUCAAGCGUGGUAUUGGUUUAAUACCAGGUUCACAAAUUUUUAUGAUUAAAUGGGGUUGUAAAUUAAUGGUUAUUGUUUGAAAUCAGCUCAAAUAAGAUAAUAAAUAGUAUUUAUCAGGAAGAAGCUUAACCGACUAGUUGUUAUCAGAACAUUGCCAGGUAGUUAUGCUUAACCUCUGCAGUAAAUAGUGCAACAGGUCAUUUGUUACCCCAGAUUCUUGUAUUUAUUGAAGUAACCAGUGGUUUGGGAUAAGCUAGACAUUUUGUGUGUAUUUUUGUUGUGCUCUGACCCUUUCUGUUACAGGUACACUGUAGGCAAAGCUGGGGAAGGUUGUCAGCAUGACCUUCUUCAUUGUACUAAUCCCUUUGUUAAAUGUUUAUUUAGUUUAUUUAUUUGUAGGUGGUGUGUUAUUUUGUUUGACUGAAAUUACUAUUUGAUCAUUUUUGUUAAAAAAUAGAUUUUUUUUUAGUUCUUUGCUACUGUCUUAAAUACUUGUGUAUGAUUUUAAUGCACACAUUUAGCGAAACUGUGCAGUGUGCAGGAAUUGUGUGAUUCACAUGUACCUACAAUAGUAUGAAAACAGACCUUUUUGUUUUGAGUUAAGAAUAGUUGGCAAAGACGUACUUUUGUGGCCUGUGUACUGAUGAUGUUCAACAUGUAGAAAAAUGACGAGAGGAGACUUAAUUAACAUGUAUCCCUGACACACAGCCCUGAUGAUGAUGCUAUGUAGCACUGCUCACUAUUAGCUACUGACAAUUAUAUUGAGCCUAUAGCUGUAUGCUGUGUUUGAAAUGAGGUUGUAUUUUGUCUGCUGUUCAUGACAGAAUCAGCUGUAAUGACUACAUUGUAUUAUUGGUUUUGUGAGAAAAAGAUCCCGGUCUAUGUUACAAUUUUGUUAAAAAAACCCAGAAAUAUGAAGUCUCACGAAACAUAAGUUUGUCCUUAGCUUGACUUUUGAAUACAAGGUUUAUCUAUGUUUGCGUCUCUAAUCUGUUGUUUUAUGUUGGAAGUAGAACUUGCUUGCAUUUCUUAAACUUGAAUUUCAUACGAAUUCGUUGACACGUACAUAACUGCAGUUUGUACUGCGACACUAAAAAAACGUCCCUGACUAUACAAAAAAAAUCUAUUUCCAACUGUGCAUAUGAAUACGUUGUCACAGGUCUGAUAGGCAUAAAUGUGCUUUUCAUGGUUGACAGCACUUGAGUGAUAAUUGAUAUUUCUGUCGGGUUUCCUGUGAGCAAGCUUGUCUAUUGUAUACAAUCCAGUUGACAUCUUAGCUAGGUGUCUCAGCUGGUUUAAACAUAUAUAUGAUUUUGUUAUAUAUCUUGUCUGUUAUAGAUUUAAAAGUGUGAUCAUCACACCUCUUUUGCAUGUGUUUUGAUUGUGUACACACAAAAUGUCAAGUGAUGAUACAGGAAGUUCCAAAUUGUAGCACAACUUCAACUUUCAAGGUUUGUUUAGUGAAUAUGUUCCAUAAACUGUGAAGAUAUUUUAUAAAAUAUUAACAAAAAUAAACAUAUUUCUGUAAACUGCC
Molecule: messenger RNA, 4577 nt
Organism: Mizuhopecten yessoensis (Yesso scallop)
Lineage: Eukaryota; Metazoa; Mollusca; Bivalvia; Pectinida; Pectinidae
Product: serine/threonine-protein phosphatase PP1-beta catalytic subunit
Exons: 8
Coding region: 6-1013 (335 amino acids)
Cellular component (GO): nucleus; cytoplasm
Molecular function (GO): protein serine/threonine phosphatase activity
Source: RefSeq, a predicted model, not a curated record